CGGCUCUAUCACCUGUUGACCCGGGCCGUAACCACGUGAACGCGCCAGGAUAGUUAUUUCGGGAAUGGCCUACCAGCGCCAGCCACCACCACUACCGCGCUACAGCUGUGCUGUACAGCCGACAGCGGCGGUGGCGGCGGCAGUCUCUACUCUCUAGAUUGUGAUUGUGCGGUUAGAGAGUUAAGACGGAGGAGUGUAUUUCGCGGUUAUAGCGACGGUUGACGGGUGGUUAACCUGGCUGCUGGCUGAAUCUUAGCUCAGCUGACUCUAUAACCUUGAUGAUCAGCUGUGAGUUUUGUCGCUGUCGCUGUGUGUUAGUGUGCUGUGCGGUGCGAUUGCGAGAUACUACCGAGCUUCCGUCACGAACGUGUUACGUGUAAAUUCUAACAUCUGCCAUUUUGAUUUAUAUAGCUAUCAAGUGCGCGUUCCGUUUUCAGGGUAUUUUGUUCUCGCCUUGUCGAUAAAAUCCACCAACGGAUGGCAACACAAACCACUCAGAUUGGAGGUUUACAAUAGAGGAGUUGAUAACGCUCUGGUGGCCCUCCAUGGCGUAUCACUUCUCUAACCAUAGCUUUUCCCCACCUAAUCCCCGAGAAGUUUCAGAAGCAGGCUUCAGUGCCGAUGACCACUAUGAAGGGUGGAAGUUCAAACUUAUUGACUAUUGGUCCUCCUACGAUACACUCUUCUGGCUGCUGAGUGAACUAUACAAACUGCAAGUGCAGAACCCGGCGACUCUCAAACUAGAGCACUUUGUCAACACAAGAGGAUGCGAUCUAAAGAAUUUCUCCGUGGAGGACUUCCGCAAGAUCAUCCCCCAGUAUGGGGACAUCUUGUAUCAUCAGCUGCAGACCAAGUUGAAGAGUGUGAUGAACGAGGUGUGGGGCAGAGAAGGGAUGCCUCAGCCGACCCCAGGUCCGAGUCAUCCGCUACACAUGGCCUACUUCGACCAACCUCAGAUGCCCCCCCACAUGCCUGAUACAUCAACCAAUCAUUGGCCGAUUGACGGGCCAUCCACAAAACAUUGGCCUAUGGAUAGGCCUCCCACCAAACACUGGCCUACGGAUAGGCCUCCCACCAAACACUGGCCUACGGAUAGGCCUCCCACAAAACACUGGCCUACUGAAAGGCCUCCCUCAAAACACUGGCCUACUGAAAGUCCUUCCACAAAACACUGGCCUAUAGAAAGGCGGAUCUACGACUGUUGGGCUUACAAGAGUAUUUCAGAGUGGUCACCGAGUGACACUUUGGACUGUUUCAUUCAUGAAUUAUUCCAACUGAACAUCAACCCAGCAAGCGUCAGUCUCAACAACUUCCGAGAUGUCAGCGGCCGAGACCUGGUAAGGAUGACAUUAGAUGACUUCAAGUUGAGGUUGCCUGAGUGCGGUGAACUACUUUACCAUCAUCUUCAGCUAAAAAUAAGGUCAAACUCACAAUCUGAACUGGUUUGGAGCAGGACUCAUGAAAAUCGAGUAAUUUCUAAUCAAAGUAUUAAUCAAGAAUUUUCUUAUGCUCAUAGACAAGAAAUACCGUACGCCCAUCCAAGCUGCUUUAGAUGGAAACCAGAAGUUUUCCCAGGAGGGUCAGCUGAUAAUGAUACGGUACUCAACUUAUCCAGAGAACACACAUCGACUUCUGCCUGUGAUUUGUCUAUUACAAGUGUCAGUUUACCAGCAUCAUCGUCUGUCAGCAGUUCACAGUCUACUUCAUUUGAGCCGGCUCCUACGGUUUCAAAGAGUCAGUGUUCAGUUUCCAAAAGCAAUUUCUCAAUACUGAAUUUAACAAAAGAUUGUGUGAAACACACCAGCUCGGUUAUCAAACAAGAGAAUGAGUCUGAUCCCCUUCCCCCUGAUACAGCGGAGACCAUCGCACAAGAAGUGGAGUGCUCUCCUCAGCGUCCGGCGUCUAGAGACAGUUGUUGUGUGGAAAACACUCAAGACUCUGUCGCGUCAGCUGCUGACUCUGAACACACCAAAGGAGUUGAGGGUUCUGCGAUGGACCAUGGUUACAAUUCAGAGACCAACGAUGAAAUUCAGAGUGACCAAGAAGAGAGUUACAAAAAAGUGAAAAGGAAACCUGGAAGACCACGAAGUUUACACAAAAAGGACAAAGUAAAAGGUAAGGUGGGUAGAGUUUGGGAAUUUAUACGUGAUCUAAUCAUGGACCCAAAAUACAACCCCAAAGUGAUCUCAUGGGAAGAUCAAGAGAAAGGGUUGUUUCGCUUUCGAAGCGGAGACCAAGUUGCCAAGCUGUGGGGCUGCAAACGGGGAAACCCUCGCAUGAACUUUGAAAACUUCAGUCGAUCCAUCAGGCAAAACUACAAGAAAGGUUACUUGUUGCCGGUGGAGAAGAUUCGUCUGGUGUACCAGUUCGGGCCUCGCUCCACGGGUUGGCGUCCGGGUGAUCCCCCCACUAAACCCGUCACUCUCCCCUCCAACACCCCCUCCCCCUCCGCCGCGGCUGCUACCACUACUGUUGCUCAAUAGAUUGUACCCCCCCCCUUUGUAGUGGCUGCAAAGGCUUAUUUAUGGUGUUACUUAGUGUUUAAUGUAUUUUUUUAUAAAUUUGUUAUUCUAUAUGUUAAAUGUCUUAAUUUAUUUGAAUCUUAUAACGACUUGAUAGACAAGUAUAAAAAUGUAAUGGUUUCAGUUAAUUCUAGAACGUAUAAAAAGCGGAAUGAAAAUAUUCAAUAAUUAGAAUAUUUUAAAAGCUUGGUUAAAAAAUGAAAGCAACAACUUUAUCACUAAAACUCGUUAUUUAUUUCUUAUUACGUUUAUGUUGAUAAUUUACUGUUUUGCUUGAAUGUUAAAUGCUAGAAAGUUGUAAAUAAACGGUUUACUAUUACGGUUUAAAUAUUUCUAAAAUUUUAUUAUAUAUGUAAAUUGUUGUUGAUAUGGAGAUGUAGGUAUUUUAUUAUAUAGCCUACCUAGUUUAUAUUUUUGUAUGAAGAUACUUUGUAAGAGUAAUUUUAUAGUUAGUAAGUAUAAAUUAAAUAGGCCCAAUUAUUCCCUUGAAAAUAUAAUUUUGUGAAGUUUGUUUACAGAUAGUGUAGUUAUUUGAGGAACAAGGCCCAUUUACUACAGGGUUUGUUAGAUUUAACGUUUGAGGUCUACUACCACCUGAGUGACUUGAGUCUUGUGUGCUGACGUGUUUUGAGCACAAAUUGGAAUUAACCUUAAAUACUCACUGGAGCAUAGUUUGUUUUUUAUGGCUUAUCUUGUAUAAUGAGUUUUUCACUUUAACACGUUUGCUGUACUAUUCUCUGUCACUUGCAUGAUUGUUUGUAUGUAUGCUUGAACAUCAUACAAUAUGUCAAAUACACUUAUAAUUAUUGUUGAGCAAAUCAAAAAACGAAGUAAAGUUAAGUUGAUUUUAACAACUGCUGUCCAAAGUUAUGUAAAACCACUAGCCUGUAAAGAAAGAGAUUACUUUACGAUGGUGAACAUCUAGGCUCAACAGAUUAAACGUUGGUUAAAAAAUAAGAGCUUUAUCUUUAGAAAUUAUGGUCAAUGAUAAAAAUAAAAACGUGUGUAUAUUAAGUUUGAUAAGCCUCGCGCUUUGUAGGAGGAGCCUUAACACUUUUUCCAGGAUCAACUUGCUUGUUGUGAAACAGUAGAAAGGCGCCUAGUGCCUUUUUUAUGAAACAACCUGAAACAUAGGAACAGCGUUCAGGGCCUCUUAAAUAAGUAUUGCUUUAUAAACUGCGGAUUUGUCCUUCAAAAGUGUAUUCUUUUGUGGCAUGGUAAAAAGGUUGGGACCACAAUAAUGCAUAUGUUGUGUUUGUGUAUAUGUGUUAAUUUCUCAGGGUAAAAAAUUCAAACCUUAAAAAUGUUUGUCGCUAAGAUAAAUUAAAAUCCCUCAGGUAAAGGUGAAAACUAUUAAUAUAUUUAGACACUUUUAAACUUAUAUUGUAAUAACUUUAUAUAAUAUUUUUCUUGUUAUUUUAUUUUCUGAUCUUUAUCUUAGAAACAAAAUUAACAGUCUGCUUUACCUAUCAGCUACAGCCCUUAUAUAGGACUACGUAAAUGGAUUAUCAAUAUAACAUCAUAAUUCAUAACACGAUGCACAUUAGCUUUUUUCGUUCUUCAGUAGAAUUUAUUUUGUCUUCCUUCAACUUUUCUUAAUAAGUGUAAGAUUCAUUUUCAUUAGAUAAAAACAAUGUACGUAACCGCUUUAAUACAUUUGUGAUAGCUUCAAAAUUAAGUGAAACUGUUUUAAAAGCAUGGUCAGCAUGUAAUUGUUUUUGUAGUUUAAUUUAGUUUCAACAAUAGUAAUUAUUCUCUUUAAUUAACCUUUAAUUAACACUGCUAUUUUUUAAAGGACGAUUAGAUUUCAGCUCACUUUUUUGACACUGGGGCACUUGUCUUCACAGGAUGUAUCUCUUUAACUUGAUAAUGUAAAACUCUUCAAAGUUAACAUUGUUUUUUAAAAACACAGUACACCAAGUCAAUGUUACUUAAAUUUUCAUGGGCUUCUUUAAACCUUUAAAGUGCCUAAAAACCAUAUUUUCACAUGUAUUUGUCUCCUUUUACUGUUUUAACAGUAGUUUGUAAAUUAGGUUUUCCACCCAUAACAAUGGCACUAAUAUCAGGGGCGGUGCCUUAUAGCUUCCCUUUUGAAAAUUAUUAUCUUCAUUAAUUAGUUUUGGAAUAAAGUAGGAAAUGUAUGUUUCAAGCACUUGCAUGUCAAUUAUUAUUGGGUUUUAACAGUUUAUCUUUGGUUGAUAUGUAUAAAUGUUUGAAAAUUCAUUUAUGCAUGGUAUUUAAAUACUAAAUUAGAUAAUGUUAAUGUUAUUGCAAGAUUUUAUAAAUAAAGUAAAGUGCUGUUUAGUCUCUUACAGUAUAUUUACAAAUUGAGCUUUUAAACAGCACAAGGCCUAUUUAAGAAUCACUGGAUUUCGAUAAAGUGUAAUUUAAUUUUGCUUCCUAUUAAACCUUAUUUUUUUGUAUAUGAGUAAAAACUCCUUCAGUCUUUAUAGUUAAAUGAUUGUUUGAAAUUUUAAAUAUUUUAUAGCAAAGAUGUUUGCUAGUAGGAAAACGGUCAUAAAAAAUUGCAAAAGUAAACAUAGAUAGGCUACUAGAUAGAUAUUAUAUUCUUUCACCAUAUAUACAAUUCCAUUUUUUUAAUCAUUGCUAUACUCCGUUCAAACAGCCGGCGGCACCUGAGGGAUUAGGAGGCCCCAAGGGUUUCCAUGGGGUCUCCUAAUCCCUCAGGUGCCACGGCUGUUUGAACGGAGUAUAAUGCGUAGCCCUAUUUCUUAAACUCAAACUUUAAAAAUCUGGUCCUAAAUGUAAAACUUUAUUACAUCAAAAAUUAUAGAAAAGGCAAUUAGUAUAUUUAGGCUUCGUUUUGCGUUUGUUAUUAGCUUUGAAAAUCUAAAAAGGCAAACGAUUUAAAUUAUCUUAGCCUACAUUGCCAUGUAAACUGAAGGGUUUAAUUUUUUUUAAUUGUAUUGUAACUUUGAUUUAAUUAUAUAUUCUUCGAUCUUUUUCUGUAAAUGUUGCUACAUAAUGUCAUUAAUGUCUGUGAUCGUCUUAGCAUUGGUCAUUGUCAUAGGUUCUCCGGAAUACCAGAACGUGAUUUUUAAUAUUUUUCAAAUGAAUUUUAGCUUUUGUUGUGAACAUGUUUUCCUUAGUCGAUGGUUCUUUAAUGUAUCUGUUCCACAGCUAUUGUAUUUUCUGUGUGCAAUUUCACCCAUAACAUGUUAUAGACUAGUAAGCCUAAACUGGCGAGCACAUAAGCAGACAGUGAAGCCAAAUUAAUGUACCAAUAUUAUUGUGUUAGGCCUAUCGCAAAUGUUUAAUUGUGAAAUGCUCAAAGAAGUACCAUGACUGUUAAAUGUAGUUUUGGGAAUCGGCACACACAUCAAGCACUGUUGACUGUUUCACACUUACUUAUGCUAAAUGUUGUGUUAUAACGCCCUCACUAGAGUAGGAAACACCCCUUACCUCACUGUUGGUUAUCUUCAUCUGCUCAAGAAAAUAUAGUUCUAAUAUAGUUCUUAAACUUUAAACACAUUGAAGGUAAAUAUUGCUAUUUGGCACUUUACUUCUGUUCUCCAUUUAUUUUGAUUUUUAUUCAACAGUAUUGGGGUGAAAUGUAAAUUCAAUCACUUUUUCGGCACAAUAUAGAAAAUACGUGUUCUUUUUAUCUAAUAGAAAAUAAAAUAUUUUCAGUAAUUGAUUUAAAAUAAUACAGUUUGUUUAAGCUGGAAUUAUUGAAAUUCACACCACUCGCAAUUUUAGGAAUAAUAUGAGUUACAAUCUGAGAUACAAUUUUUCUAACCCUAACAUUUUGUGCUAAUUUUAAAGUAGGCUGUAGGAAAAUUACUCUCAGAGUUUGCAAGACAGUGAGAUAUUUUACCUGCAAUGUGUUUUUACAGAGAAGUGAGGUAAAGAGGAAACUUGCUUAUAGGACAACCGUGCUCUUACUUGUGAAAUAUACUUGUGACAAGCAAGGAAGAGCCCUGCUAGCACUGUGCGGAUAUUCCUUUUACACAGGGCACAGGGUCUUCCUCCAACGUAAGCGUUGUAGAACAUGAGGACAUUGACAUUGCCCUAGACACCACUUAAGUUUACCAUUGAAUUUUUCCUUACCUUACUUCUCUGUGGUUUAAUAUAGUAAAAUAUGUACUUCUUGAUUUCUGCUUUAUAGUGAAUAAAGAGUGCUCAAGUCCCUACCAAUCUGUACCAAAUGAGUGGUUUUUGUAGAUGUGAUAUUCUAUUUCAAGAGAUAAAUCAAAUAUUUUUGUAAAUUUAUAAAGUAAACAUUGUUUUUAUUAUUAUUUCUAUACUUUGAGAAAUGUUAAAAUACUUAAGAAUAAAUAUUCUUACGGUGAAAUGGAUAUUGUGUUGAUAUCUUGUAAAGUAAAUUGUUAACCUUCAUAAACAUCGAAUGUGUAUUUUACAAGUUAAAAAUUUAUAAAUUAAUUUUUACUCCAGCCAUCAAAAAAAUCCAUUUUGCUAGUUAUUGAAUAUACUUAAAAUAAAAAUAUAAUUGGUAACUUUUGAUGAACUAUGUAUCUGCUUCUAGUUCAACAGCACAUGUCAACUAGUUUCACAAAAUAAAUACUUGGAAUACAUAAAGAUUGUAUUUAUACCUGUAAAUCUCAGUAAGCGUGUGUUGUUUGUAUUUUUCAUAGUAAUGCAUAGUCCGGAUGUGACCAUAGGUCUAGUUAAUGCCAACAUAAAUUCUUGUGUUUAUAAUUGUUGUAUCUCUAUGAAAGUUUGUACCAGUUUUUGCAAGGUUGUAUCCUAUAUGUUAGUAGUUAUGUGUUCUUCAAUUGAAACUGUUGAUGGCAUCUAUAUGGAUUUAAUGUUUCAUCUGAUUCUUUUAUCAGAAUCAUAUCAGUGUUUGGGCCUAUCGCCUACUUCCUCCCCUAAAUAAACAAUUAAUUGUUUGCCAUAACAGCAUUCCAAGUCAUUGAAAUAAAUAUACUUUGAAAAAAAAUCAUAUUGUUAAAAAGUGUUAUCAUGCGAGGUGAUCUUCUGAGUCCAUCCUGUUUCUUUAUUUAAUUUUAAAGCAAUAAAAUGAAAACUUCAUAAAGCAAGGAAGACUGACAAACCAACAGUUUUAGAAAUGAUUGCUUAGUUGUUCACUGUGUAAUACUUUCCUUUGCCUGUUUAAGACUGAAAAUAAUAAGAGAUCUUGGAAGUGCCAUGUUGUGGGGUACUGCUUAAAGUCUUCAUCUAAUUGUUGUUAUAAACAAGGUGUCUAUUCUGAUUUGCAAUAUUGAGAAUUUGAUUUUUGUAUCAGUGUUUUUAUUCUUAGUAAUUUUUUAAUAAAUGUUUUUUCCAGUUUUCAUAUAAAGAACAUUACCGAUAUUUUGUACUUACAGUAUUGUAUUGCAAUUAAAAAAAUUUAUUUAUUUCUAGUUUUUUCAUAGUUUUCUACAUUCUAAUUAGAGACAUCAGGAAUAGAUGCCUUGCGUGGUUUGUGUGCACAUUAAAUUAUUUCAUAAUUCUGUAGGCAGUGCUAAUGUAGUUAAUUAUUAAUAUAUUUACAAUUAAGUGUUUUCUUUUAUAAUGUGUAAUAUCUGGACCGAUACAGGGUAUUUAGUGGAAACUAGUAAAAAUACUGUAAUCAAUUAUCAAUGUUUUUAAUCACACUUCCCCUAUAAGUAGUUUCAGAAACCUAAAGAAAUAACAAAUUGCAUUAGUAAGUUAUUUAAUUUAAUUUUACAAACCAUAGUAUUAAAUUUAAUGACUAUACAGUUUAAAAAAAUAUAUAUACUGUUUCUCUGGAUGUUUUUUUUUUAUUGUUUUCUGUUAAGGACAUUGAUCGUCAAAAUGUUUUCAAAGUUCUCAAUACUUUGUUGGAUGAACAGAGGUCAAUAAAUUAAAGUAAGCUAAAACAUCGUACCUAAUCUUCUCAGAUAUAUAUUUUUAUUUCUUUGUGAUUUUCAAAAUAUUAAAUGUACUUUAAGAAGAAGCUAUACCAAUAUGUUACAAUUUCUGUUAUGAUAUGAAAAGACCAAAUAAAGUCUCGUGACCUGAAGCUCGAAGUAAGUAAUAUUUUCUGUAGACUAAACAUAAGUAAAUUUUCAUUUUAAUGACGGGAGAAAGUAUGUGCCAGUUCUUUGGUGGUAUCUGUUCUCAAUGUUGUUGUAUUGUUGAAUGUAUAUAUGUAUUUAUUUCAUUUCAAGUAAGUCUACUUUGAAUGACUGUACUUGAAAAUGACCAAUAAAAUUUUCUAUUGUCUGA
Molecule: messenger RNA, 8699 nt
Organism: Macrosteles quadrilineatus (aster leafhopper)
Lineage: Eukaryota; Metazoa; Arthropoda; Insecta; Hemiptera; Cicadellidae
Product: protein C-ets-2-like
Exons: 8
Coding region: 546-2483 (645 amino acids)
Biological process (GO): regulation of transcription by RNA polymerase II; cell differentiation
Cellular component (GO): nucleus
Molecular function (GO): DNA-binding transcription factor activity, RNA polymerase II-specific; sequence-specific DNA binding
Source: RefSeq, a predicted model, not a curated record